This is a messenger RNA of Rattus norvegicus (Norway rat), 2772 nucleotides long. RefSeq names its product cytohesin 4 (gene Cyth4). Lineage: Eukaryota; Metazoa; Chordata; Mammalia; Rodentia; Muridae. Gene Ontology annotation, biological process: regulation of ARF protein signal transduction. Gene Ontology annotation, molecular function: guanyl-nucleotide exchange factor activity. The record is from RefSeq and is a predicted model, not a curated record. Gene Ontology annotation, cellular component: extrinsic component of synaptic membrane; plasma membrane.
GGCCUUGACUGGUCCUGGUGGCUACCCACCAGAGCAGCCUCUGAGCCAGCAAGACAAGCAGCUGGGCCGCCUUCCCCCGGGGGCUUCAGAAUGGAUGUAUGUCAUGCAGGGGUCUCUCCAGCAGCCCUGGGGUACAGAACCAAACAAUCCUCCUCUCUCUCCAGAUACAGCUGAGCUCAGCAGUGGCGAGGCCAGGGAGCUACAGCAGAUCAAAUGGCACAGGAAGCAGCUACUGGAGGACAUCCAGAAACUGAAGGAUGAAAUUGCAGACGUGUUUGCCCAAAUUGACUGCUUCGAGAGCACAGAGGAGAGCCGGAUGGCGCAGAAAGAGAAGGAGAUGUGCAUCGGGAGAAAGAAAUUCAACAUGGACCCUGCUAAGGGCAUCCAGUAUCUCACUGAGCACAAGCUGCUGACCUCUGAUGUUCAGGACAUCGCCCAAUUCCUGUACAAGGGUGAAGGUCUCAACAAGACAGCCAUUGGCACCUACUUGGGGGAAAAGGACCCCAUCAACUUGCAGGUCCUGCAGGCCUUCGUGGAUUGCCACGAGUUUGCCAACCUCAACCUCGUUCAGGCCCUCAGGCAGUUCCUGUGGAGCUUCAGGCUGCCAGGUGAGGCCCAGAAGAUUGACCGCAUGAUGGAGGCCUUUGCUGCUCGCUACUGCCUCUGUAACCCUGGAGUCUUCCGGUCCACAGGUUCCACAGACACCUGCUACGUGCUGUCCUUCUCUGUCAUCAUGCUCAACACCGGCCUCCACAACCCCAAUGUGCGGGACAGACCCCACUUCGAGCACUUUGUGUCCAUGAAUCGCGGCAUCAACAGUGGCAGUGACCUGCCUGAGGAGCAGCUGCGGAACCUGUUUGACAGCAUCAAGAGUGAGCCCUUCUCCAUCCCCGAAGAUGAUGGUAGUGACCUUACUCACACCUUCUUCAAUCCUGACCGUGAAGGAUGGCUACUCAAGCUGGGGGGCCGUGUGAAGACAUGGAAGCGACGCUGGUUCAUUCUCACGGACAACUGCCUCUACUACUUUGAGUUCACCACUGACAAAGAGCCUCGGGGGAUCAUCCCCCUGGAGAACCUCUCUGUGCAGAAGGUGGAUGACCCCAAGAAGCCGUUCUGCCUGGAGCUGUACAACCCCAGCUGCCGGGGCCAGAAGAUAAAGGCAUGCAAGACGGACGGGGAUGGCAAGGUGGUGGAAGGCAAACACGAAUCCUACCGCAUCUCAGCUGCCAAUGCCGAGGAGCGCGACCAGUGGAUCGAGGCCAUCAGGGCCAGCAUCACCCGAGUUCCCUUCUAUGAUCUAUUGUCUGCUCGGAAAAAGAAGAUAGUGGGCAAGCAGUGAACUUCUGGGAGGCAGUGCUGGCAACCCCGUGGGAACCAUGGUACCAGGAGACACAGACCCACUGUGCCUGCUCCUGCUCACAAACCUGCCCCUCCACAUCAUUGGAACUGGCUGUUUGGGGCUGUGGAUCCUCAGAAAGCACAGAGUUCACAGGGAGCUUGACAGGAAGAACUUAUGAAGCUCUAUCUGGGACCACUGUGUGUGUGGAUGGCCAGCCUAGAGCCCUUCUGUGUAUCUCACCCUUUCCCUCCCAUCAGGAGGACUAUGGAUUCCCUGGAGGCUUCCACCUCAGAAGUUCUCCUUCCCUCAGCUUGAGCCAGGCUGUCUCUGCCAUGGACAAGUAUCAGCGUUCAUCUAACUUGGAGCUCGGAAGCUUCAGACAAACCCCUCCACUGCACACAGCCCUCCUCUGGGUCUUUCGAAUCAUAGAGUUUGAAUAGGAAACAUCUUGGUCCAGUAACUUUAUGGUCAGCUUGGUUUCCAGAGGGAGCUGGGAUACCAGGUGACUGAAUGGGACAGACUGAGCUGGAAGAUUCUGAGGACACUGCCAGCAUUAUUCCCAAGGGUGCUGACCUGAGACGAGCAGAGGAGACAGACCCUGGAGGCUCUGGCAGUCUCUAUGGCUUGCCAGUCUGGCGUACAACCAAGGAAAAUGGGAGAAGAGAAUGCUUCAGGUUGUGCCCACCAGGACAGCUGCUUGGAGGCCACAGCCAGCCUGUGGUAACACAGGACUCAGGCUUGGACAGACUCUCAGUCAUGGUGCCAUUGCUGGCGACCUGGCCAGCAGAGCUGAGGUAGUCAGGGGCUGCAGGAUGGGCCCCUGUUCCUGCCUCCUGACAGAGCAAGGCCAGCUUUGCAUACAGGCUGCUCUGUCCCCAGGGAGGUCCCUCUUGGGGGGAUAUUUCUUCCCCAGAGCGUUUGUACCUCCUCCUGACUGAAGAGACCGAAGGAGGGAAAGUUCCUCAGCAAGGGAGCAAGAAAUGGGGCUCCCUGUGCCCUGGGCCAGCCUGGGCUCUGGGAAGGAGCAGCAGGUGGCUAGGCUACCCUUGUCCUCUGCAGGAGCACACAUGGGUGCACUGUCUACAGGGUAGGAAGAGAAGUGCUGUGGGGUGGGGUGGGGUGGGGUGGGGUGGGGUAAGACGCCUGUCUCAGGAGGAACACUCGGCUGAGAGCUGGGGCAUCGGCAAUGGAGCCCUUGCUGGACUAUUGAAGACUUUCUGGUGAGCUGAGUCCACACCAGCUGCUCCCAUUUGUGGGUUAAGGGACCCGAAAGUCUUCCUCUGCCUCUGGCAUGUGUGUGUGUACAGAGGCUGUCGGACUCUUAUCCCUUCCCCUCUUUGGUCCUCAGCUCCUUCCCCAGCUCCAAGGUGGGGGAGCAUCUUUUUCUUUCCUGUUGUAACACUUAGAAGCAAGAAUAAAAGCUCAUGACUCAA